Messenger RNA from Geosmithia morbida, 828 nucleotides. Its product is annotated as Glutaredoxin. The transcript has 2 exons. The record is from RefSeq and is a predicted model, not a curated record. NCBI's taxonomy places the organism in Eukaryota, Fungi, Ascomycota, Sordariomycetes, Hypocreales, Bionectriaceae. Gene Ontology annotation, biological process: cellular response to oxidative stress. Gene Ontology annotation, molecular function: glutathione disulfide oxidoreductase activity. Bases 1 to 828 code for a protein of 275 amino acids. Gene Ontology annotation, cellular component: Golgi lumen; cis-Golgi network; cytoplasm.
AUGCUAUCACCGCGUCGCAUGCGGCUCGUCAUCCUGGCAGCCCUGACCCUCCUCGUCCUCCUCUUCUUCUACCGCUCCAGCUCCGUCGACGGCCGCGACACGCGGAACAUUCAAGAUUUCUACCACAAGACCGUCAACGCCAUGGAGGACAAAACCCGGUUCGGCACCGGCAGCAGAGACCCUUCCCGUCCCGGUCUCGUGGCUGCCGACCGCGACCAGGAUGGUGAUGUCGAUCUCGACGACGCGCGCAUCGGCGCCGGAACCCACGACCGCCUCAAGGCCGCAGAGGUCAAGGCCAAGGAGAAGGCCAACGAAAAGGCCGGUCUGCGCCCGGACCCGCCCAGCAACGUCGUCGGCGUGGGGAGCUCUGCCGACGGUCAGGUCAAGAAGGUCGAGAGUGGUGGCAGCGGCUCCUCUUCCGGAUCUGGCAGGAAGGAGGAUGCCGUCACCGAGGAGGAAAGGGAUGCCGAGGCUGAGCUCAACUCUAUCCUCAAGAAGUCUCCGAUCAUCAUCUUCUCCAAGACAUACUGCCCCUACUCGAAGAAAGCCAAGGAGCUCCUCAUCAACAAAUACGCCAUCACCCCGGAGCCCUACGUCGUCGAGCUCAACGAGCACCCCAUGGGCCAGAGCCUCCAGGACACCCUGCAGGAGAAGACCGGUCGGAGGACGGUCCCCAACAUCCUGAUCAACGGCGUGAGCAUCGGUGGAUCCGACGACAUCCAGGCCCUCGACAAGGAAGGCAAGCUCGUCGGGAAGAUUGUCGAUCUGGGAAGCAAGCGCAUCGAAAUGGUCAAGCGGCCUAGUUCUCGUGGUGGCGAUCGGUCCUGA